ACCUGCUAGGUAUCUGAGAGCCUCCGGCUUCACCUCCCUGUCUAGACCCACGGGCUGGGCGGAGCUUCCGGCUCAGACUAGACCUCCAUGGAUCCGCUCCAGAAAUGGAAUCUGGCAUUGACAGCUGAAUCUUCCCAGAUGGUGGCUGAAGACACUUCCCAGGAAGGCCUAGAAGCCUCUCAGCCUUCCUCCUCAGACCAGCUGAUGAUGGGCCUCGGUAACCUGAGCCCCAGUCCGGGAACCAACCACCCUGCGCCUCCCCCAGAAGGGCUGCUCCAGCAGUGGUACAGGGAGGAGAAGACGCUGCAAGAGAGGCGGUGGGAAAGGCUGGCGAUCCCUCAGAGGAAGAAAGCAUUCCUGGGGCACAUGAGACGGAGACACCGUGACCACAUGGCGCCCUAUCCGGUCGAGAGGGGACCCAGAAUCUCUCCCUCGAGUGAUAGAGAUCAGAAUCGAUUCCGAUGUGAAUGUCGAUACUGCCAGAGCCACAGGCCGACUAUUUCUGGGAUCCCUGGGGAGAGGGCCCCACACCCUUCCUCCUGGGAGACGCUGGUGCAGGGCCUCAGUGGCUUGACCCUCAGCCUGGGCACCAACCAGCCCGGCCUUCUGCCGGAAGGGGCACUCCAACAGCAGGAGAGAGAGGAGAAGUGCCAACUAGAGAGGCAGCAGGAAAGCAAACGAAUGUUUCAGAGGCUGCUAAAGCAGUGGUUAGAAGAAAACUGAGACGCGCAUCCCUGUGCCGCGGAGACCUGAAGGGAGUCAGAUGUGGAUGUGGGUGCCGUGUUGCCAGCUCCUGGCUGUGGGCUCCUUUUGGGGACCAAGCAGUAAGCUGUAGUGGGGGGGUCCCAGGACC
Messenger RNA from Carlito syrichta (Philippine tarsier), 853 nucleotides. RefSeq names its product protein FAM156A/FAM156B-like. Gene Ontology annotation, cellular component: nucleus. Lineage: Eukaryota; Metazoa; Chordata; Mammalia; Primates; Tarsiidae. Bases 88 to 723 code for a protein of 211 amino acids. The transcript has a single exon. The record is from RefSeq and is a predicted model, not a curated record. Gene Ontology annotation, biological process: epigenetic programing of female pronucleus.